AUGGACGCCCGCAAGAAGAAGAGAAAGGUCCUUCUCAUGGGCAAAAGUGGCUCAGGCAAAUCAUCCAUGCGCUCAAUUAUUUUCAGUAAUUACGUUGCCAAAGAUGUGCGCCGCCUAGGCGCUACCAUUGAUGUGGAGCAUAGUCAUGUCAAGUUCAUGGGCAACCUCACAUUGAACCUCUGGGAUUGUGGAGGACAAGACGCAUUUAUGGAAACAUACCUCGCCUCUCAACGCGAGAACAUCUUCUCCGACGUCGCGGUACUAAUCUACGUCUUCGAUAUUGAAUCCCGUGAAGUCGACCGCGACCUAGACACAUAUAAUGCAAUCAUCCAAGCCCUCCGCGAAUACAGCCCCAAUGCCUACGUCUUCUGCCUCGUCCACAAAAUGGACCUCAUCCAAGCCGAGCACCGCCAGCGUAUCUACGAAGAGCGCUCCGCCCUAAUCCGCAGCCGCUCAGAGCAUUUCCGCAUCGACACAUUCGGCAGCAGUAUCUGGGAUCAAUCGCUUUACAAAGCCUGGGCCGGGAUUGUCCACAAACUCAUCCCAAACCUCUCAGUCAUCGAACGAUUCCUCUCAGCAUUUGCGAAGAAAAUCGACGCUGAAGAAGUAAUCCUCUUCGAGCGCUCCACCUUCCUUACCGUUACUUCCGUGACAUCGGAAGUAGGCGAACUGAACCCAAUCUACGAUCGCCAUGAACGUCUCUCCAACAUCAUGAAAGCGUUCAAGCACUGCGCGGCUCGAAAUACACUUACAACGCCUGCUUCUGCAGGCUUCGUCGUCAUGCAUACCAAAACCCCACAAUUCAAUACUUUCCUCGGCCGCUUCACGGAUAAUACUUAUAUCUUCCUUGUUGUUCCGCCUGGCGAGGCAGCAUACAACUGUGCAGUAUUGAACACCAUGCUCGCCCGAGAGGGAUUCUCCAAAUCCGCCGCUGCAGGUCGAACAGAUGGCUUCCCGCUUCCUCCACCAGAAACCGAGGAUGGAGCGAAUGGUCACGCUACGUGA
This is a messenger RNA of Penicillium odoratum, 1005 nucleotides long. RefSeq names its product Rag GTPase GTR1. The transcript has 2 exons. The record is from RefSeq and is a predicted model, not a curated record. Gene Ontology annotation, cellular component: fungal-type vacuole membrane; Gtr1-Gtr2 GTPase complex; nucleus. The coding region runs from base 1 to 1005 and encodes 334 amino acids. NCBI's taxonomy places the organism in Eukaryota, Fungi, Ascomycota, Eurotiomycetes, Eurotiales, Aspergillaceae. Gene Ontology annotation, molecular function: GTP binding; GTPase activity. Gene Ontology annotation, biological process: positive regulation of TOR signaling; cellular response to amino acid stimulus; regulation of autophagy.